This is a messenger RNA of Triticum aestivum (bread wheat), 3093 nucleotides long. RefSeq lists its product as uncharacterized. The record is from RefSeq and is a predicted model, not a curated record. Gene Ontology annotation, biological process: protein phosphorylation; positive regulation of growth. Gene Ontology annotation, molecular function: ATP binding; protein kinase activity. NCBI's taxonomy places the organism in Eukaryota, Viridiplantae, Streptophyta, Magnoliopsida, Poales, Poaceae. The transcript has 17 exons. Bases 472 to 2916 code for a protein of 814 amino acids.
CCCGGAGAGUCAACCUUCCGCCCCAGAUUCAUCUAUCCCUGCUCUACCCAUCAAAAGAAAGAAAAAAAUCUAUCCCUGUUCUGUUGUGUACUGCACGGGCGUAUCGUAUCCCCAGCAUCUUCGAUUCGAUUCAGGCUCUGCCCAGCGCUGCAGAUUCAGGCAGGGAGCCAUGGAUUCGUGCCGCGCAGUUCAAUAUAUUACAUGCAGAUUUGAUGAAAUUUAACAAGUUCAGCAGUUCCUGCACUAGCAUAUGGGAAAGACCUGUAAUUUAAUCAUAUUAUUAGCUGUGAUCGUAUUUAACCUGGCUCUCAAUUUUUAUCCUGGAAGCUGGACACAUCCACUUUGAUCCUGCUGAACAGAUGCUCCCAAUUUUUAUCCCAACUCUGGAGGAGCAGAGAGGGCCAUCAUCUCAGCUGUUUGCAAGACUGGCUCACAUAAGAGGGGGGUGAUAUCUUUAUAGGAGUAAGAAAAAUGGGCAUCGAAACCAGUAAACACGCCAAUGCUUUCCUGCCAAACACUAUGGAUUUCGGUGAACUGGAGAACAUGCUGCAAGCGCCAAGUGUCACACCAAUUUGCCUGCCGGUAGAGUUUCUGAAAGGCAUCACACGCGAUUUUUCUGUCGACCAAGAACUGGGAAGAGGUGGGUUUGGUGUGGUUUACAAGGGAAUACUUCAAAAUGGGAAAAUGAUUGCUGUGAAGAAGCUUUUUGAAAUUCGAGUAGAAGAUGAUCAAUUCCAGAAUGAGGUCACCUAUCUUAUUGGGGUUAAGCACCAAAACGUGGUACAGCUUGUAGGCUACUGCGCUGAAUCACGGUGGGAAGCGACAAAAGUAGGUGGGAGAUAUGUCAUGGCUGAGAUACGGAAGAGAUUGCUCUGCUUUGAGUAUCUAAAAAACAACAGCCUUGAUAAGCAUCUUUCUGCUGAAUCUUGUGGACUUGAGUGGCACAUAAGAUAUGAUAUAAUUAAGGGGGUUUGCAGCGGCUUGCAUUACCUUCACACGGAAUGCCGGAUUGUUCAUUUGGACCUUAAACCCCAAAAUAUAUUGCUGGAUGAUAAUAUGGUCCCCAAGCUUGCAGAUUUUGGCAUGUCUAGGCUCUUUGGCCAACAAGAGUCUCGAGUUAUCACUGAAAGUCGUGGGGGUACACUUGGAUACAUGGCACCAGAGUACAUAACAAAUGGAGUAAUCUCAACCAAGUCGGAUAUAUACAGUUUGGGCAUUAUAAUCGUUGAGCUAAUGACGGGAAGCAGGGAAUAUCCCCAUAGUAGUGAAGCACCGUUUGAGCACUUCAUUGAGAAUAUGGUUGGAAAUUGGAGGCACAUAUUGGAAAAAACAAUGGGGCAUAAAACGCAGGAAAUAUGUUCCCAACAAGUAAACAGAUGCAUUGCAUUGGGACUUAAGUGUCUUAAUCCAGAUCCCAAUGAAAGGCCCUCUGCAUGGGAUAUGUUGCAAACUCUGAAUGAAUUGGAAAGCACGAAUGGUUGUUUUGACAAGAAUGAUGGACCAGCAGUAGUAACUUACGAAUCAGAAGUAGACACAAUUUUAGGGCGGGGCGAUGUAGAUUCCAGCAAUUUAGCCGCAAAAUUCGACAGAAUAUUGAGUAGAGCAUUCGCCCCAGGUUCUGGAAACAUGAGCACUGUUUUCCGCUCUGCUCCCAAAGGAAGAAGGAUAUUGAUCCAAGCUUUUGAGGUUGCCAACACAAUUGUCAUGGCCUCUAAUCUGAUAAAAUCCCUCUCUAAACAAAGAAUAAGGCACCUGAAAGAGGGUGUGCUUAGGUCGGAAGGUGUUCGCUGUCUUAUUUCGGAAGAUUACAGUCAGCUGUCCAUUCUCAUUGAAGAUGAAAUACGGUUGCCCGGUUUGGAGAUCUGUGUGAAGAUCCUCAAUGGCACAAUCUCGAUAGGUAUUUCCGCAGAUGGUUCUGCACUGACAGUGACAUCUAAGAACAACUCCAGUGAAGAAGCACCUCCCAGUUUGCAGUAUCUGAUAAAAUUGGCACAAAAUACAUGGGUUCUGCGCCAAGAAAUGCUAGCACUGGACAGACUUGAGCACGCUCAUUAUGUAGCAGCUAGUCCUGUUAAGAAACAAAUUGAUGCUGUCAAGAGCCAAAGGGGUGCGGUGAAGGUCUUAAAAAGGAAAUCACUCUGGUCGAAGAGUAUGGAAGAUAUUGUAGAGAGACUUGUAGAGAUCGUGAGCUUCAUCCAUCUUGAGAUCAACAGAGCUUUCUUGGAGAACCAUGCCGAGCAAUCAUCUGGAGAACUUCGUGUGGCUAAAAACCUCGCGAAAACGUUAGGGCCUGCUGGACUCGCGUUGCAUUACGCCAAUGUCAUUUUGCAGCUAGAAACUUUGGCAUUGGCAUCACCAGCGGUUCCUCAGAAUGCUCGGAAGGCGUUAUACCAAGCACUGCCUCCUCGGAUCAAACCAAUCCUGCAUACCCAACUGCGGCGGGGUUUUCCCCUCGGAGAAAAACAGACCAUGACGGUAGCAGAGGUGAGAGCUGAAAUGGACAGGGUAUUGCGAUGGCUUGUGCCAGCUGCGGAAUCCACGAGGUUUUACCUUGCGGAAUGGGCGAUGAAAGGGACGGAGUGUGUUGAUAUCGACGAAGCGAACUGGUUCGAACGAGACAGUCGUAUCAGCGUCGGUUCCAUGCUCGCUCAUGCAGACGCCAAAGUGAGCAAGGUAGAGACGCUGUACUACGCAAACAAGGAGACGACCGAAGAUGCGUCAAACAGUUGUAACGCCGAGGGAAAUGAGACGAUUCUUGUGAAGUUUCAGUUUUUAAGCAGGCUCUCGGUUGUCUCUGAGACUUACCCAAGAACUCUGUUCGCUCGGUCUUGUAUAUGUCGGCAACUAAAUGGUAACCUCACAUUUGUGCAGUUUGGUUCUCUGCAUCUGCCUACAUAUUUUGUUUUAGAUUUUUAGCACUCUUCUAUACACAAACUUUAUCUGUUACUCCCUCCGCCAUAAUAUAAGAAUGGGACGGAGGGAGUAUUUGUGAUCUGUUGUAUAAAAAAAAUACUAUGACAAGUAACCUUGGCGAGUAAACGUUGUCGUUUUUGCUCGGCCUGUUGAAAUUUAAUCUUUUAUGUGUUGGAAUUA